AUGGAUUCAUCAUCUUCAGCUUCCUCUUUACACUUGGCCAUGGCGGCUCUCGUCGGAGCUUCCUUGAUGGCCAUCUCGGCCUUCUUCAUUCACAAGCGCAGUGUCGACCAAGUCCUUGAUCGUCUCAUCGAGAUCCGCCGCGAACUCCCUCAAAACCGCGACGGCCAUUUCGACGAAGAAGAAAACGAAGAAGAAGAGUAUAGCGAGGGAGGAUAUGGUUCUGAUGGAGAUGGGAUGACAAGACAGCAGAAUCGUGAGUCGAGGUCGUUGGAGGACAGCAUGCUUCGACGUUAUAAGAAUACCAUGUCUUCUUCGUUGCCAAAUGUGUCUGUGAGAAAUGAUUGGUUAGAAGAAGAUGCUAAGUUUGAUGAGGCGAUUAGGGUUAGGGCACAGAAUUGCUCCGCUUCUUCGCUUGAUAAACUCAAUUUCAUUCCCUCUGGACUUCCGCCGCUGCAAACAUCACAUAGACUUGGGGAGGAUCAGCCUUUUAACCGCGGUGGUUCCAGUGCAAGGCUGGCAUCUGUUGGCAUUCUACGGACUCCGAGAUCUCCCGGAGGCAGUGGCUUUGAAAAUGCUGAGGAUUCUGAGGAUGACGGUACAGAGCUUGCAAAUGAAGAUGAUAUGGAUUUCAGCUAUGAGGACAUUGAUUCUUCUGCUAAUUUUAUGAAUGAUGUUGAUUCUAAAAUUCAAAAUUCUUCUGCUGUUCCAUUCAGAACUGAUCUUGUGAACUUUGUUCAAGAUCAAAAUUGUCGAGCUAGUAUAAAUGUAGUGAAACCUGGUAUCGAUGUGCAUGGCAAGGGAAAGGUAGAUACGGCUUCAGCACAGAUAACAGGGCAUGAUACUGCUUUGCCCAAUGUAAUAUUGCCUCUGAGAACUACAUUGCAUGAGUCAACAACCAUAGAAGAUGAGGAAGUGCGGAAAAUGCUUCAAGAGUGUUUGGAUCUGCGAAAAAGUUAUGUUUAUACUGAAGAAGUUGCUCCAUGGUUGAAGGAACCUGUCCCUGAACCUUAUGCAUCAGAAGUGAAUAUUGAUCCAUUUCACUUUGAACCUGUUGAAGCAAGUACACAUCACUUUAGGAUGGAGGAUGGAGUCGUACACGUUUAUGCAAGUGAAAAUGAUACUGUAGAUCUUUUUCCUGUCGCAAAUUCAACCACUUUUUUUACUGAUAUGCAUCACAUUCUGAGAAUUAUGUCUAUUGGAAAUGUUCGCUCUGCAUGCCACCACAGGCUACGGUUUCUCGAGGAGAAAUUCCGGCUCCAUUUGUUAGUAAAGGCAGAUAAGGAAUUUUUGGCUCAGAAGGGUGCCCCUCAUCGUGAUUUCUAUAACAUCCGAAAGGUGGAUACACAUGUGCAUCAUUCUGCUUGUAUGAACCAGAAGCAUCUUCUGCGUUUCAUCAAGUCAAAACUGAGAAAAGAACCUGAUGAGGUUGUUAUAUUUAGAGAUGGAAAGUACAUGACACUUAAGGAAGUAUUUGAGAGUCUGGACUUGAGUGGGUAUGAUUUGAAUGUGGAUUUGUUGGAUGUUCAUGCUGAUAAGAGUACCUUCCAUCGAUUUGACAAAUUCAAUCUCAAAUACAAUCCUUGUGGGCAAAGCAGACUUAGAGAGAUCUUCUUAAAGCAAGACAAUCUUAUCCAAGGACGAUUUUUGGCUGAAGUGACAAAGGAAGUUUUAUUAGAUCUUGAAGCUAGCAAAUACCAGAUGGCAGAAUACAGAAUAUCUGUAUAUGGAAGGAAACAAAGUGAAUGGGACCAGCUAGCAAGUUGGUUCGUUAACAAUGAAAUUUAUAGUGAGAAUGCUGUUUGGUUAAUCCAGCUACCAAGAUUAUACAACAUUUACAAGCAAAUGGGAAUUGUUAAAUCUUUUCAGAAUAUUCUUGAUAAUAUUUUCAUUCCCCUCUUUGAAGUAACAAUUGAUCCAAACUCUCAUCCUCAGCUUCACCUGUUUCUAAUGCAGGUUGUCGGUUUUGACCUUGUAGAUGAUGAAAGUAAACCAGAGAGGCGUCCAACAAAGCACAUGCCUAAACCAGCUGAAUGGACCAACGAUUUCAAUCCUGCGUACUCGUAUUACGCUUACUACUGCUAUGCAAACUUUUAUACUCUCAACAAGCUUCGUGAAUCAAAGGGAAUGACAACAAUUAAAUUUCGGCCACACUGUGGGGAGGCUGGAGAAAUUGACCAUUUGGCUGCUGGAUUCCUUUUAUGCAAUAACAUAUCUCAUGGGAUUAAUUUGCGGAAAUCCCCUGUUUUGCAGUACUUGUAUUACCUUGCUCAGAUUGGAUUGUCAAUGUCACCACUGAGCAACAAUUCCCUCUUCCUCGACUAUCAUCGCAAUCCAUUUCCUAUGUUCUUCCAGCGUGGCCUAAAUGUUUCGCUUUCAUCUGAUGAUCCUUUGCAAAUUCAUUUAACAAAAGAAGCUCUUGUGGAAGAAUAUAGUGUAGCAGCAAAGGUGUGGAAGCUCAGUGCUUGUGACCUAUGUGAGAUAGUAAGGAAUUCCGUUUAUCAAUCAGGAUUUUCACACAUGGCAAAGUCGCACUGGCUUGGUAAUAACUAUUAUAUCAGAGGCCCAGAAGGAAAUGAUAUUCAUAAGACAAAUGUACCAAACUUGCGAAUUGCCUUUCGACAUGAUACAUGGAAGGAUGAGAUGCAGUAUGUAUACUUGGGAAGAGCCACAUUUCCUGAAAAUAUAGACCCUUAGUGGAAUUGAAGUCGGAGAAUGAAGCAUUACAGUAAACACAAGUAGAGUUUCUAUGUUUAGUCAGUAGUACUUUCAGUAUCCCAAAAUGGCUCAGAUUUACCAAAUUCAUGGCACACAGUGAGACUCAACAAAGGAUAGAGCUUAUGAAGAUCCUGCAUUAACAGACAUAAUUUAUAGUAGCAUUUACAGGGAGACGGAAUCUGACGAUGCUAUUUUCUGUAAUAUGCAUUGUUUGUAUACCCAAUUUUAGGUUAAUUUGAAUGGUGUUUAGGCAGGCAUCGGUAAGUCGCUGGUUUUGAAUUGGAAAUGAAGCGCUUUCAAGCUGAGGGGGGGUUCCAUGUGAAUAUAUGCUAGUGCAAUACCUAAUAAUAAACCUCCAAAUUUUAUUAAAGUAUCUUUUAGUUU
Messenger RNA from Pistacia vera, 3099 nucleotides. Its product is annotated as probable AMP deaminase. The record is from RefSeq and is a predicted model, not a curated record. Gene Ontology annotation, biological process: AMP metabolic process; IMP salvage. The transcript is spliced from 19 exons. The coding region runs from base 1 to 2694 and encodes 897 amino acids. Gene Ontology annotation, molecular function: AMP deaminase activity. Lineage: Eukaryota; Viridiplantae; Streptophyta; Magnoliopsida; Sapindales; Anacardiaceae. Gene Ontology annotation, cellular component: cytosol.